AUGGGCUCCUGCGGCGGCGGCGGGGCGGGAGGUGGCUGCCAGUCGGAGUGCUUCCGCGACCGGGAGGGGGACGAGGAGGAUUCUUUGAGGACGGAGGAUCUGAAGCGCUGCUCCGGCUCCUGCUCCGGCGACCAGUCUCCGGCGAACGAUGGGCGUGGUCUCUGUAACAAGUGCCGGGAGAUCGCUGCAGUGUACAACAAUCUUUGCGGGGCCUGCUUCCGCUUCUCCUUGUAUGGAAAAUUCAAGGUCGCUGUUACGUCGAACGGGAUGAUCUCUCCGACGGACAAGGUCCUUGUCGCCCUCUCCGGUGGCCCCGCCUCCAGGUUCUAGAUUUUUUCUUCCCGCAUCGUAUUCCACCCUUUCCUGCCCCCUCCGCCAAUUCUGUGUCGCCUAGUCCAGAAUUUUGACUCCGUUGGUAUAUACAUCCACGUAACUGGCUAGCAGUGACUCACUCCCUUCGAUUAAAUAGACUAUGCGACCGCAUGUUUGGGCCGGGAAGACUAGCCUUCAGUUUGUUUCUGAAGACAUCGGUUUUUUUUGUGUGUUCGAGGGAAUUUUCUUCCUCAUACACUAUGAUCGAAGCAUGCGUGUAUCCGGUUAAGUGGAUGUAUAGAUCAGGAUUGCAUAUCGCGUGGGAGAGCAUGUUUUAUUGUAGCCCAGGGCUGCCGAUUGACUUUCUCUUUUCGAGUUGAUGACGGGCUAAUGCUUCGUUGUCAAAGGCAAGGACGGGCCAGUAGAUUGAUGACUCUAACAAGGGUGAAGAUUAACAUCGAGGCUCAUCAUUUCAAUAUUACAAAUUGUUAUGUUUCAGGCAGUUUUAUGUUUUGCCUUGCUUCCUUUUCUCCUUUUUAGGAGUAACUUAUGACCUACAGAUUUCAUGUUGAAGUGAUGAGACUUAUGGCCACAUGCUUCCUCUUAUGGUUGAACAGUUAACAUGCUCUAGACUGAAAGUUAGAUCAUAUGAUAACGACGUGGUACUGAAAUUUCGCUGAGCACCUCAUGCCACCAGCUCGUUAGUACCAGUGUUACAUUGCUUUUGACAGGUUUGCAAUGUUUUUUAACUGUAAUGAGUGACAGGUCUGCAGCAUACGAUUUUGACGUGGGAACCUUGUGACGUGAAUAAAACUCUCCGAAGUGAAUCUUGUAGGUUAGUCUAUACCAUCCAUCGUGUAGCUCAAGUAAUAUGAAGAAAGAUAUUUUGCCUAAGAUAGUGAGAGAUGUCGGACAUAAUGCCUAAGGCAUAAUGUAGACUUCUAUGGUAGGAGAUAUGGGAAGAAAGGAAGCAGUUGAGAAAAUUAUGUUAGAAGGAAUAUAUUAAUGAGAUGACGACCUAUAUUCUAACCUGUUGACAGCUCAAAACUCCUCUUGCUUAUUUGUCGUUGAUCGGCUGUAGUCCAUUUCUCGCAUUGUGGCGCUGGUGUGCUGUAAUUGUUUUAGGUUUGGGUUUAAUGAAUUUUGCACUUCAGUAGAUCAUUUGUACGUGCUGCACAUCUUCAUUAUUAUAUGACUAUUCUAUCUAGUUGUAUGAAACUCUCUCUCUCUCUCCUCCCCCCUCUCACAUGUCUGUGUGAACUUGCGUAUCCUAUUUUUAUUUACAGGAUAGCCCUGGAAUUUGCCCAUGAGAUGCAGUUGAAGGCGCAAAAGAGUUGGGAUGCAAGUAAAGAUCAAGCUUUACCAGUUUUCGGUGUUGGGGCUGCCUUUAUCGACGAAAGUAUACCUCUUAGGCCUUCCGAAGUGGUUCAGAAAGCAAUAGAGGAGAUGAGAUUUCGCGUUUCGCAGUUAACACCGCCUCCAAAGGUGUUUCAUGUUGCAUCCAUUGGAAGCCUUCUUUCUGCGGAUACAAAGGAUGGGACUGGAUUAAAUGCUUUGCUUGAGACUAUUAGUGAUGCCACUGGGAAAGAAGAUCUUCUGAGUUAUUUGCGAAUGCUAUCCUUGCAAAAGGUUCGUUAUCUUGCUUCUGUCAACGUGAACUGGGCUUAACAAAUAAUGAUUGAAUUUCUUACAAAAUUAUGCUACUAUUUUGCCUCCAGAUUGCUUUAGAUAAUGGAUAUAGCAAAUUGGUUCUAGGAUCUUGCACGACAACGAUAGCAUGCCACAUACUGUCUGCAACUGUGAAGGUUUGUCAUCGGCAACUGGGUUUAGAAAAUUACACGAAGUUGAUUGAUCUUAUUUAUCAGCGGAGAUCACAUAACAUGAAUUGUUUUCCUAACAAUGAAUGCCCAAUUUUAGGCCGAGACUGCAGAUCUCUGAGCUGAUGCCAUAUCUGAGUGGGCAUUGCGCAUUGCUUCUCUAACAAGUGAUAUACAAAGUGUUACGUUUUUGCAAGAUGUUUGGCCCAUUUAGCUGUAUGAUAGCCUUCCAUUUUACUAAGCGAAAAGUCCCGGAGGAUUUUCUUCUUUCACUUUAUUUACAUGCAGUGCUAUAUAGGUAUAAUUCGUGGUUAAUUUCCCGUUAGCCUUUAUUAUUAUUAUUAUUAUUAUUAUUAUUAUUAUUAAGAUUGAUUUAAGAGCUUUUAAUUGUACUUUGAGAGGGAACUGGGUUAGUGAUCUGUUGCACGGAAGUUUAGAAAAAGACACAAAAUAAAUACCCUUUCAGGUCAGGGAUAUCUGUUUUCAGGGUCCUCACCAUUGGCAGUUUUUUUUUUUUUCCAGGGUCAAGGUUACUCUUUACCCGCAGAUAUACAGUAUGUAGAUGCCAGAUGGGAGAUUCCAGUUGUUCUGCCUCUUCGUAGCUGUCUUGCAGAGGAGCUUUCAAUGCUUUGCCACCUUGAUGGGUAAGUUUGGCUAUAUAUCUAUACAGAAACUCAUUCCAUUCACCUCUUCUCUGUGACGACUAUAUGAUCAACUCCGGUUAAAUCUGCAGCCAUGAGAUUCAUCAAGUUUUCGAUCAACCUUGUUCGGGCAUCAAUAAUUUGGUCUCCUCGUUCAUUGCACGUGUGCAGGUGUGAUGGGUAUUUUUUUCUCUAUGUAUACUUUUUUUUUUGAGACAUAUUCCUGCAAUCAGUCGGACUGAUGUUUGGUAAUGAUAUCUUAUUAUCCAUGAAAUCGAUGAGAUUAUUUGUGGGUUAGCACUGCCGUGCCGUGCCCAUUUUUCUUUGCCUGUGUUCUCUUCUGACAGCCCAUCUCUCUCUCUCUCUCUCUCUCUCUCUCUCUCUAUAUAUAUAUAUAUAUAUAUAUAUAUAUAUCUCUUCCUGGGCCAGCCCAUUGACACCUUUAAUUACAUCGUUUGUCAUAACUUCAGAAUUCUUAGAUUCAUGGCAUUCCUCUCCAUCUAAAAGCCUUACCUUUUUCCUGACGAAUACACAGGAAGAGAACCCUUCUCGUGCCCGGACAAUCCUCAGAACAGCAGAGAAGCUACGCCCAUUCCAUUUCAACAGACUUUCAGAGAAUCUUUCUUAUGAGAUGCUGCCAUCUCGUGUGCGUCGGAAGCUGCAGACUGCCGCAAACGCCGAGUUCACUCCAUCAGAGCUCCUUUGCCCAAUCUGCGGCGGCCCACUCACGGAAUCUGAUGUCACACGCUUGAAAUCCACCGUCAGUAAGUCAUCAAGAAGACAUGAGGCUUUUGCUGCACAUUGCUGCCAGAGUUGCUGCUCUCAGAUCCUUCCAAAGGAGCUGCCUUCCCUCGAACAUUUCUAUUCUCUUUUGCCCGUAGCGAUGAGAGGGAGAGUGAAGGAUGCUGCUUCUCCCGGCAACCAUUGGCUGAGGUGAGUACUUUCUUUGCCAUCUUUGUCUACAACUUGAAGUCAACCCCCCCCCGGGCAAUAUAAGGGGGAGUGAGCUACCCACGUCAGUGGAUCCCACCCGGCAUAUCUUAUUGCUGACUCUGAUUCACUGAUGAACAUGGUCUCCAGCUUGAAGUCAACCCUCCUUCCACUUCCCCUUUAAGUAAACCCACACCAUCUUAUUGUUGAUUCUGAUGCCCAUGUGACAGUUUUGACAAGCUUACUGAGAUCGACGAAACUUGGUCUCCAACUUAAGUCAACUCUCCCCUUUCCAUAAUUCGCCAAUAUGAUGAUCAGAGAACUAACUACCCACGUUGCCAAAUCCCACGUGCAACACCUUUAUCGUUGACUCUGAUUUCCAAUUCCCAUUCUGAUUACCGUAUUGAGAUGCAUUCACACCAUAGCUUCCACAUUUAUGUGGGUCCUCCGAUCUUGCGAAUCUAUCAGUAGAUUCUCCUCUGUUCCUGUGGCUUAUCGGUCAACUCUCCAUCACGAUCACUCUCAGGGACCAAAUAGAAGACUGUUUGCUCUCAUCUGACGAAGAUUAA
Messenger RNA from Spirodela intermedia, 4269 nucleotides. NCBI's taxonomy places the organism in Eukaryota, Viridiplantae, Streptophyta, Magnoliopsida, Alismatales, Araceae. The record is from the annotation of a GenBank genome assembly.